Messenger RNA from Didymodactylos carnosus, 3160 nucleotides. NCBI's taxonomy places the organism in Eukaryota, Metazoa, Rotifera, Eurotatoria, Philodinida, Philodinidae. The record is from the annotation of a GenBank genome assembly.
AGAAGACCGAUCUUUGAAGGCCUAGCAGCAGCAUUCAUGGUGAUAUUCGGAAUCAGCAUCGUCGACUACCUAUAGUCCACUCGGUUUCGUUGAAAAAGCGAUUUAUCAGUUGGGGUACUUCCCUCGUUAGCAAAAAAAUAUUUUGUUCAAUUUGUGUAUUUUAAUUUAAUUUAAUUAAUUGUUUGUAUUCACUAAAGAAGAUUGAACUAAUCAAUCGAAGCAUUCAGAAAUAAAUAAAUAAAAUUUAUUACGAAGGAAACUAUAAUUAUAAAAAUUUUGUCUAACUUCGUACUGAUAUUGAUUCCUCAAAAAUAAAAUCCAUAAAAUUCUUCUAUCUUAACGAAAAACAGUCUUGCAGAGCUGUGCAACAUCUCAUUUUGCUCUGAAUUAAAGGGGCUGUUAUAUUUAAUACUCUAAAACUGAUUUCUAAAACGUCAAUUUUGGAAGGUUUUCUGAAGUCUUUCUAAGGAUCUACUUCAGUUUUUCCUAGAAAAUCUGCCACACCCCUAUGUUUGUUCACUUUUUUGAAGCUCUACCCAAUGGUGGGAGUCCCGAAAAUUUUGGUGUUUACUUAAGUCGAGUUAUUUAAAACUUAAAUUUCAGAAUUAAAUUAAUGUUUCGGAAAAAACUUGAAAUUUUACGUUGGAAAAUUGUCUUUUUUUUAAAAUGUGACCCAUUCAAUUCUAAAAAUCGAAUGGUAUAUUUGAGAUAUUGUUAAAGACAAUAGGUUUAUGUAAAAAAAUUAUUUUGUAAAAAUAGGUGUGCGAAAAACCAUGGUUUUUCUGAAAUCACACGUCCAAAUUUUUUAAACUUUUUUCAAAUCAGCCAAAAGAAAGAGUGUCCUUCAAAACUCUUAAACACAUAAAACAUAGAAGAAAAAUUUGUCGUUGUAAGCGUGAUGAAGUUAUGUAAAGCGAUUAAAAUGUAGUUGAGUUAAACUAGUUGCGUUCUGUAAUUAAAAGUGAUGCGCAAAUAUAGCCUGUAAUAGCCCAAGUAAAUACGACCCAAUUUUUUUGAGUUAUUUAUCUAGAUUCAGCUCCAUGUACAUCUAGAUGCACGUGGAGCUGAAUCUAGAUAAAUAACUCAAAAAAAUUGGGUCGUAUUUACUUGGGAGAGUGUAAGAUCAGAUGGUAUUUCUGUUACCCACUUAUUAUUACUGAAAGUCUUCAUCUCGGAAAUUUAUUUUUUAAUCAAUAUUGAAUAAUAUGUGUAGAGAAGAAAUACGUAUUCAUGAAGUCAAAUAUUAGGACUAUCAUAUAGAGAAUUGACAACUGAUUGAUCGUACACUAUUGUUACCACUUUUAUGGAAAUCAAAUUUUUUGUACGAUAAACAAUUACAAAACGAGUUAAUUGUGAACUUUGAAGAUUCUUAGCAAAAUUUUGAAACACUACACAACACAUAUCAUAAACACGCAGCCGUUGUUUUCUAUGAUAGCAGUGCAUAUGUUUGUAGUUAAAAUCGCGUUUUUUAGUGAUGAUUAAGAAUUGUACAAGUUCAACGGUUUUUGGGAGAUGUCGAAGUGAUUUUGUCGUUUAUAUAUUUGUCCUGCUUAAGGAAUUAGUUCAUGUUUUUUUUUUUGCAUGGACAAUAGCUGAUAUGCUACAUAAAUCAGCGUUUUUAUUCUAAUCCUCUUAUACUAAUAGCCGGUACGAUUUUGAAUGUUUUAGGUGUUUUCAAACUCCUAUCAUUUCACACCUUAUUGAACUUUCCUCAUUGUAUCGUACUGCAUAUCCACCAACACAAAAGGAUAGUAAUCAUCAAACAUGUAGCUUACAAAAAAUGACAGCUACUGUUUUGCAUUUACAAUUAAAUAAGAAAUACCAGUGUGUAAACUGGUCAAAACGUCCACUACCAUAUUCUUGGAAAGAUUAUGCAGCAGCUGAUGUGAUCGUUAUGAUAGAAAUUUAUGAUUCUUUAUUAUCUAAAAUAAAAGAAAUUUAUUCAGCAUCAACAUCGUUUGAUGGAACAGAUAACGUCAAAACGAAACAGACAGUAUUAGUCCAUGAUUUAGCAGAUCCAUUUGAUGAAAGUUCAUCAUCCUUAGAAGAAGACAAAGAUAAACCAGGUGAAAAUCUUUCAAUGUGUAGUUGGAACUGGACAUGGUCAACAUUUCAACAAAGUUUUGAGACAACAAUUGAUUUAACCCAAGUAAAAAUUUAUCAGUGUUAUUGUAGUGAACGUUUUGUAACAUCUAAAGCACGUUCAAAACAUGCAAAAUCAUGCGUUGAAGCAUCAAAACAAAAUAGUCAAUAUUCAACACAACAAAAUGAUCCAAUAGUAAAUAAUAGUGAAUUAUUACAUUUUAAGCAGCAACCACGUAAGAAGAAAAAGAAAAAAAUUAUUAUUGCACAUGAUGCAAAAAUAAAACCAAAACAAGAAGAAAGUGAUGAUGAAGAUGAACAACAACAAGAGGAAGAAUCAUUCUCAUCCGAAAAAGGAUAUGAUAAAAUGACUAAUGGAAAUUUGACAGCUGAAACAUAUGAUAAUAUGUUGAACAUAUCACCUUUAUCUUUGACUACGUAUUCUCGGAGAGGACGCGGUUUUAUUCCUCCUGGACUUAAAAAAGCCUAUGAGGAUAUUAAUUCGCCAGAUCAUGAACUGUGUCAUCCAGCACCUCAAAUUCAAUCGACUAGAUAUGAAAAUAGUCGACCACCAGAUGCAAAAUAUUUUCUAAAUGACGAAGACAAUGAAGUAGCUCAAAUAUUUGGUUUUGACAAAUCAUCAUCCACAAAGUAUUCUCAUCGAUCAACAAAUCAUGUUAUACAAAAACCACCUGCAACAUCACAAAAACCAGUUAUGAAUAGCUAUAAUAGUACAUAUAAUCAACAGCAAAAUAAACCAAAAAUUGCACAGUUUCCACCAGCACCAAAAGAACCGACAUAUCAUAGCACACCAAAUGAUUUGAUUAUUCGACCUGAUUCUAAUCGAUCUGAUCUCACAGUUUCAACAAUAAUGGAUAAGCUUGUAUCAUCCUCAUGCGAUCCAUCGAUAGAUGAUACAUUGACUUUACCGUUUCAUAAUACGUCAUUUAUUGCUGGCCGUGGUCGAGGAAUUGGUCGUGGUCGACCAAAAACUAGUGAUGGUAUUGGGUAUGAUCAAGGUCCCCCAAUACCCUCAAUGCCAUUUUAUCUUAGACAAGAAAAUGAUUCUUUUACAUAA